AUGCUCGACCCCAACUCCAACUACGAGUUCGACGCCCUCGACACAGCGCCGCCGGGCACCCCCAUCGGUUUGCCACGUAGUCGGGGCGCCCGGCCUCCUCGCAUGGCGCCGACUGGAGCAGGCAUGGGUAUGGGUAUGGGCAUGGGUAUGGCUGGUCAAGAUGCCGCUGACGACGCUCCGGGCCUCGGCUUUGAUGCUGCCUUCUCCGCACUGGGCUCGGGCGCUGAUCCUGCCCUGGCAGGCGCGGCGGCGCUCGGCGGCAAGAUGCUCGCCGGUGAAGUGUCACGGAUGCACUCGCGGAUCGACCGAUGGAUCGACCUCCCGGCGCUCCGCUUCUACUUUGCCGUCUCCAACUCGUACGUGCUGAACAAGUUCAAGCGGCUGCUGCUGCCGUUUGCCUUCAAGGAGUGGACGCCGAGAAACGCCAGCGUGAGCAUGGAGGGCACGCCGCGCCGCCUUCCGCCGCGGGAUGACAUCAAUGCGCCGGAUCUUUACAUUCCGUCCAUGGCGCUCGUCACAUACGUCCUCCUCUGCGCUUACGUCCAGGGCGUGCAGCAGCGGUUCACGCCCGAGGUACUCGGGGCCACCUUGACAUCGGCGCUGGUUGCGCUCAGCAUCGAGGUCCUUGUCCUCAAGCUCGGCUUCUAUCUCACCAACUCGCCGCGUCCGCUGCCGUUCCUCGACGCUGUCGCCUUUGGCGGUUACAAGUACGUGUACAUUGUCCUCUGCUCGCUGAUCGGCAUCAACUUUGGCUCGAUGGCAUUUACUGGCGCCAUUGUCGUCGCCGGCAUCCUCUCCUCGGUCUUUCUCGUCCGCGCCCUCAAGGAGUUCUUCGGUCCUGUCGAUCGCUCGCUCUCCAAGCGCAACUACCUGCUCAUCUUUGUCGUCGCCCUCCAGUUCAUGCUCCUCUUCUUUAUGGGUGCUUACUACGACACGCCUGCGCGGCCGACGCUUCCGGACGGCGCUCUGGAGCCUGCAGCCGCCGCUGCCACCACCGCUGCCGCUGCGGUCGCCGCCGGUGCUGCUGGCGCUGGCGCUGCUGCCAAGCCGUAAACACGCAAGUACGUGCCCA
Molecule: messenger RNA, 1072 nt
Organism: Thecamonas trahens ATCC 50062
Lineage: Eukaryota; Apusomonadida; Apusomonadidae
Product: YIF1A protein
Exons: 2
Coding region: 1-1053 (350 amino acids)
Biological process (GO): endoplasmic reticulum to Golgi vesicle-mediated transport
Cellular component (GO): endoplasmic reticulum membrane; COPII-coated ER to Golgi transport vesicle; Golgi membrane
Source: RefSeq, a predicted model, not a curated record